AUGCCUUGCCCAUCGAGAUCGGAUGAGUUGGUUUUCUUUGUGAAUGGGAGGAAGGUGAUAGAGAGGAAUGCGGACCCUGAAGUCACUCUGCUGACCUACCUACGAAAGAACUUACGCCUCACAGGGACCAAGUACGCCUGCGGAAGAGGGGGCUGCGGCGCCUGCACGGUGAUGGUGUCUAAGCGGGACCCCACGUCCGAGAAGAUAAGACACUUUUCUGUCACGGCGUGCCUGAUUCCCAUCUGUUCUCUGUAUGGGGCUGCUGUCACCACUGUGGAGGGUGUUGGAAGCAUCAAAACCAGGCUUCACCCCGUGCAGGAGCGGAUUGCCAAGAGCCACGGCACCCAGUGCGGCUUCUGCACCCCAGGGAUGGUGAUGUCCAUGUACACGCUGCUCAGGAACCACCCGCAGCCCUCAGAAGAGCAGCUCAUGGCAGCCCUGGGGGGUAACCUAUGCCGCUGCACUGGGUAUCGGCCAGUUCUUGCCAGUGGAAAGACCUUUUGCUUGGAGUCAAACGGCUGUCCACAGAACGGAACAGGAAAAUGCUGCUUGGAUCCAGGAGAAGAUGAUCUUUCCUCGCUCGGCGGGAAAAGUGAUAUUUGCACAGAGUUAUUUGCGAAAGAGGAGUUCCAGCCCUUGGACCCUACCCAGGAGCUCAUAUUUCCGCCAGAACUCUUGAGAAUGACAGAGAACCCAGAAAAACGAACCCUGACCUUUCAUGGAGAGAGGAUUACCUGGAUCUCCCCUGGGACCCUCCAGGAGCUCCUGCAGCUGAAAGUGAAGCACCCAGGAGCCCCUCUCGUCCUGGGCAACACCUCACUGGGACCUGCAAUGAAAUCUCAAGGACAUUUUCACCCAGUUCUCCUCUCUCCCGCUAGGAUUUCUGAGCUGAGUGUCGUGUCUAAAACAAGUGAUGGACUGACAAUAGGUGCUGGCUGCAGUCUGGCCCAGGUGGAGGACAUCUUGGCUGAGAGGGUUUCUGAGCUCCCGGAGGAGAAGACUCAGACAUUCCGAGCCCUCCUGAAGCACCUGAAGAGCCUGGCAGGCCAGCAGAUCCGGAACCUGGCCUCCCUAGGGGGACAUAUUAUAAGCCGGCAUUGCUAUUCGGAUCUGAACCCAAUUCUGGCUGUGGGCAACGCUACCCUCAAUCUGAUAUCAGAAGAAGGCACACGGCAGAUCCCUCUAAGCAAACAUUUCCUGGCUGGGUUGGCAAGUGCAGACCUAAAGCCGGAGGAAAUCUUGGAGUCUGUGUCUAUCCCUCACUCUCGAAAGUGGGAAUUUGUGUCAGCCUUCCGACAGGCUCAGUGCCAGCAAAAUGCCCUGGCUGACAUGAACGCUGCCAUGCGAGUCCUCCUCAAAGAAGGCUCAGACACCAUCGAGGACCUGAGCAUCGCCUACGGAGGGGUUGGGGCUGCCACCAUCAGUGCACAGAAAUCCUGCCAGCAGCUCCUAGGGAGGCGCUGGGAUGAGCUGAUGCUGGAUGAGGCUUGCAGGCUGCUCCUGGAUGAAGUCUCCCUCCCAGGCUGGGCUCCAGGGGGGAAGGUGGAAUUCAAGAGGACUCUAGUGGUCAGCUUCUUCUUCAAGUUCUACCUAGAAGUUCUGCAGGAAUUGAAGAAGCUAGUAAAGCUGUCCUCGGGCAGCUGCCGUUAUCCUGAAAUUUCAGACCGAUUCCUAAGUGCCCUAGAAGACUUCCCAGUCGCAGUACCCCAGGGAGUCCAAAUGUACCAGAGUGUGGAUUCUCACCAACCCCUCCAAGAUCCAGUCGGACGCCCCAUCAUGCACCUAUCAGGUCUUAAACAUGCCACAGGUGAAGCCAUAUUUUGUGAUGACAUCCCUAUGGUGGAUAAAGAACUUUUCAUGGCUUUGGUGACCAGUACCAGAGCCCAUGCAAAAAUCAUAUCAGUGGAUUUCUCUGAGGCCCUUGAACUACCCGGGGUGGUUGAUGUGGUAACAGCUGAGGACAUUCCAGGCACCAAUGGUGCCGAAGACGACAAAUUGUUGGCUGUAGAUAAGGUCCUUUGUGUGGGCCAGAUCAUCUGUGCCGUGGUUGCAGGAUCAGAUGUGCAGGCCAAGCGUGCAAUUGAAAAGAUAAAGAUAACCUAUCAAGACCAGGAGCCGGUAAUCUUCACCACCCAGGAUGCCAUAAAACACAAUUCAUUCCUCUGCCCUGAAAAAAAACUUGAACAAGGAAACAUUGAGGAGGCAUUUGAAAAAGUCGAUCAAAUCGUUGAAGGAGAGGUCCAUGUUGGAGGACAGGAACACUUUUACAUGGAAACCCAGAGAGUGCUUGUUAUUCCAAAGACAGAGGACAAAGAACUGGACAUUUAUGUGUCAACACAGGAUCCAGCCCACGUGCAGAAAACAGUGUCCUCUACUUUAAACAUCCCCAUCAACAGGAUCACCUGUCACGUAAAAAGAGUGGGUGGAGGUUUUGGCGGGAAGGUAGGAAGACCAGCUGUAUUCGGGGCUAUUGCGGCUGUGGGCGCCAUCAAAACUGGUCACCCCAUUCGUCUUGUUCUUGAUCGUGAAGACGAUAUGUUAAUAACUGGGGGAAGACACCCAUUAUUUGGAAAAUAUAAAGUGGGAUUCAUGAACAACGGGCGAAUCAAAGCUCUGGACAUCGAGUGCUUCAUUAAUGGAGGUUGCACACUGGAUCACUCCGAGCAGGUAACAGAAUUUCUUAUUCUAAAGCUGGAAAAUGCAUAUAAAAUCCGCAACCUUAGGCUCCGGGGCCGUGCAUGCCUGACAAAUUUACCGUCUAACACGGCCUUUCGCGGGUUUGGCUUCCCACAAGGAACCCUGGUAACAGAAUCCUGCAUCACAGCUGUGGCAGCCAAGUGUGGCCUCCUGCCAGAAAAGGUUAGGGAGAAAAACAUGUACAGAACAGUUGAUAAGACUAUCUACAAGCAAGCGUUCAGCCCUGAGACCCUGAUAAGAUGUUGGAAUGAAUGUCUGGGCAAGUCUUCCUUUCAUAGCAGAAGGAUGCAGGUGGCAGAGUUCAAUAAGCAGAAUUAUUGGAAAAAGAGAGGCAUUGCUAUGAUCCCCAUGAAGUUCUCAGUCGGCUUUGCUGCAACAAGCUAUCAUCAGGCAGCCGCGCUUGUUCAUAUCUACACCGACGGGUCUGUGUUGGUCACACAUGGAGGCAACGAACUGGGACAAGGUAUUCACACCAAAAUGCUGCAGGUGGCCAGCCGUGAAUUAAAAAUACCCAUGUCCUACAUGCACAUCUGUGAAACCAGUACAGCCACGGUGCCUAACACAAUUGCCACAGCAGCCUCCGUUGGCUCAGACGUCAAUGGCAGAGCCGUGCAGAUUGCUUGUCAGAUUCUUCUGAAACGCCUGGAGCCCAUCAUUAAGAAAAAUCCAGAAGGUACCUGGGAAGACUGGAUAGAAGCUGCUUUUGAACAAAGAAUCAGUCUUUCAGCCACUGGAUACUUCAGGGGCUACAAGGCCUUCAUGGACUGGGAGAAGGGGGAAGGAGACCCUUUUCCCUACUAUGUCUAUGGAGCAGCCUGUUCUGAGGUUGAAAUUGACUGCCUGACAGGAGCUUACAAGAAAGUCAGAACGGACAUCGUCAUGGAUGCGUGUUGCAGUCUAAAUCCGGCCAUUGACAUUGGGCAGAUUGAAGGUGCGUUUAUUCAGGGAAUGGGCCUUUACACCACUGAAGAGCUGAAAUAUUCCCCCGAAGGUGUCCUGUACUCUCGGGGCCCAGAUGAGUACAAAAUUCCAACCAUCACCGAUGUCCCAGAAGAAUUUAAUGUCUCCUUGUUGCCGUCAUCACAAAGCCCACUAACCAUCUAUUCAUCCAAGGGGCUGGGGGAGUCGGGGAUGUUCCUGGGGUCCUCUGUGUUCUUUGCCAUCACUGAUGCUGUGGCUGCAGCACGUAGAGAAAGAGACAUAGCUGAGGACUUCACAGUGAAGAGCCCAGCAACCCCAGAAUGGGUUCGAAUGGCCUGUGCGGAUCGGUUCACUGAGAUGAUCCCAAGAGAUGACCCUAAGACAUUUACACCCUGGUCUAUCCCUAUAGCGUAACACUGCUGUCAUUUCCUAAAAGGUGUUUCCGUUUUUCACAAGUGAAAAUAUGGCUCGUUAAUCUAACUAGACUCCAAACUGAUAUUCUUAUACUGUUGUGGGGGAAAAAAUAUUACACAAGAUUUAGAGACAUUAUUCGGGUCUGAUUACAAGAUGAAUCAUCACUUAGAAAUGAUAAACUUAGAUUUUCUAGCCCGGAAGCCACCAAAUACUGCAGUUUUCACAGCAAGGAGUGUAAUGCUGGUGUGUUUCUGAAGAUGCCAUGUAAAUACUGCUGUGAGAGAGCAAGUUUUUCCUUUGUGUGUCCACCCAAUCUAACUGAACUAGUUAUACAGGUCACAAUUCUAGAAUGAAAGGCGCUUUUCAGUAGGUGAGCAUGUGAUUACUUUUCCCAGGGAUGUGUUUGAUUUGGUGGCCACAGGUAAGGAAACACAAAGGUUCUAAAAGUUUUGUGUUUUGUUUUUACUGCGGUGUAGCUAUGGACCUGUGUUUUAUGUACCUUUGACAGCAAAGAAGUAUUUUCAUCAUGUCAGUCAGCUAUUCAAGUGGUUAACGUUAUUUUGGAAUUUGGAGGGGAAAAGUAAUGUAAAAACAUUUUCAAUGUAUUCUCACCAAAAAAGAAAAUUAUUUUUUUUAAUUUGUUUAUGAAAAUCUGGUAUCAGUUUCAGAAAUAAUUGCUCAGUUUGCCAUAUACUGAAGUGGGUCAUACGGAGCAAAAGAAUUCUAAAUGCACACCUUUAGGUUGUAGUUUCAAACCUGCAGGACCCAUCAAACUCCAUUAAUCUGUGUUUUACAGGUCUUCGGAGGAAGAGAAAGUAGCAUAUGAAUUAGGCCUUAUUUGACCUAAAAGUCAGAGGGGAAAUGAUGUUCUAUCAGCCAGAAUUCACAUGACCAGGCUCAACAAGCCUUCAUCUGCAGGGACUCCUGGGGUAAAUGAAGGAGGUGAGGCUGAGCUGAGAGCACUUGGGGACCGGUGAGUGAGGGCAACGAUUAGGCAUGUAGUCUAACCUGGAGGAGGCUGAAGGUCGUGGGAGGCAAUGAGCAUGUCUGAUUGAAGGGACUGGGACACAGCUGUCCACAGGCCCAUCCGCUGACUGGUGGCUCCACUGGGCCACAGGACUCCAAGGGAGGAAGUGGGGCGGGAGCACAAAGAGAAAGGAGACAUGAGCAGAAGGGUCAUGGGCAGGACAAAAAUGCCACAAGACUUUUGCCCAUAUGAGCAGAAGUGCUGGGGAACUUAGUGGGAGGAGCCGGAGUGAAAUAAGUUGAAAGUAAUCAAGAAAAAAUGUUUUGGCUCUUGAAAAUAAAAUCCUUAAUUGUGUGAUCUAAUAUGAUUGUGAGAAAUUUGUUUUAUCAUUUGUAUCAUUUUAAAUGAUGGUGAAUAAAAUUUGUAUUUUUUUUCCUACUUUGGUCUAUUAGGGCUAAGGAUGGUUACUGGGCAUUUAUUUUCCAUUUGUCAUGGCUGAGAACUAUGAAGCGUUAAGAACAGAGGACUCCAA
Molecule: messenger RNA, 5531 nt
Organism: Camelus dromedarius (Arabian camel)
Lineage: Eukaryota; Metazoa; Chordata; Mammalia; Artiodactyla; Camelidae
Product: aldehyde oxidase 2
Exons: 36
Coding region: 1-4032 (1343 amino acids)
Molecular function (GO): iron ion binding; FAD binding; aldehyde oxidase activity
Source: RefSeq, a predicted model, not a curated record